Cottoperca gobio is the source of this 1774-nucleotide messenger RNA. It is a transcript of the gene fbxo9, whose product is annotated as F-box protein 9. The transcript has 13 exons. The record is from RefSeq and is a predicted model, not a curated record. Gene Ontology annotation, cellular component: SCF ubiquitin ligase complex; cytoplasm. Gene Ontology annotation, biological process: SCF-dependent proteasomal ubiquitin-dependent protein catabolic process. Lineage: Eukaryota; Metazoa; Chordata; Actinopteri; Perciformes; Bovichtidae. Bases 180 to 1445 code for a protein of 421 amino acids. Gene Ontology annotation, molecular function: protein binding.
UUCGCCACACUUGCUGACUUCCUGUGUCACUGAAGCUCCGGGCUACUCAGCGGAAUGGCUGCGUUCCUGCGAGCUCGUAAAUACGUCCGUUGUGUCGUCCGUUUCUCCGACCGUGAACUGUAAACGCUGGUGUUGAACGUGUGUGACGAUAGAGAAGGAGACGUACUAGCCAAGCGGUCAUGGCUGAAGAUAAUACAGAUAUGAGCAGUAUGAUCGAAGAUGAAGAUUCAGAUGACCCAAACCUUCAGCUGGAGCUCAAUACGUUCAGAGCUGAAUGGAUGUCUGAACUCAAACCGAGCUCUGGAGCAGGUGGAUUGAGCAGCCGACUGCUGCGAGCUAAAGGUCUGAGGAGGACACAAGAUAUUGUCCGGGAAGAGAAAGCCACAGAGCUGUUCUUGAGAGCUGUUCAUGAAGAGCAGAAUGGAGCUGUCUAUGAGGCUAUCAAGUUCUAUCGCAUGGCUAUGCAGCUUGUGCCUGACAUCGAGUUUAAAAUCAACUACAGCCGACCUCCUGAUGCAGACCGAGGUGGAAGAAAAUACAUGGAGGGCAAUAUUGAUGGUGAGAUUGAGGAUCUACUUGCCUACUUUGAGCAGGAGCUCACUCUGGAAAGCUCCUUUCCAAAGAUCUGCACUCCUCAUUUGGAUUUGACUCAGAUGCACAUUUCAGAAUUGCCGCGGGAAAUCCUGAUGUACAUUUUCCGUUGGGUUGUGUCCAGUGAUCUGGACAUGCGAGCCCUGGAGCAGCUCUCGUUGGUUUGCCGUGGGUUUUACAUUUGUGCAAGGGACGCUGAGCUUUGGCAUUCAGCCUGUUUGAGAGUGUGGGGACGGAACUGCACCAAACUUGUACCCUUCAAAUCCUGGAGGGAGAUGUUUCUGCGAAGGCCUCGUGUGCGUUUUGAUGGUGUUUAUAUCAGCAAGACAUCAUACAUUCGCCAAGGAGAGGAAUCGCUGGAUGGGUUUUACAGGGCAUGGCAUCACGUUGAGUACUACAGGUACCUCCGAUUCUUCCCUGAAGGCAACGUCGUCAUGGUGACCAGCCCUGAGGACCCUCUGAUCGUUGUUCCUCGCUUGCGCACUACGAACAUCAGAAUGGAUUCUGUUCUGGUCGGUCAUUUCCGUCUGUCACAGGAGACAGACAAUCAAACCAAAGUUUUUGCUGUGGUCUGCAAGAAGAAGGAGGAGAAAGCGACCGAGUUUCAAAGGAAUCGGUUCUGCAGGCGGAACCCAUCUCCGGAAGCUGAACACAGCUUCCAUGUGGGACUGCAUCUGUCCUCUGGGGGGCGGCAGAGUUUCAGUAAACUGGUGUGGAUCCACCACUCCUGCCACAUCACUUACAAGAUGACUGGGGAAACGGUGAUCACAGCGUUUGACCUGGACACUAUGUACCAGCCCUUCGUCUUUGCACGUGUGAAGAGUUACACUGCUUUCUCCGCUCAGCCUCUUUAAGCAGCCUGGAGGCCUGCACAUGAUCCCACCAAAACAGCAAAAGUUCAUCAACCAUUUUAACAAAAUGCAUACUCCUUAGCUUUUUUAAUUUGGGCUGCAGCUGGAUUACAAUGUUAUUAUAUGAACCUUCAUGUUACCUAUAGGCAAACACUUUAUGUUUCAGGUUUACAUAAUCGAACACUACUUAUUUUUUGAUCUCAGAAAUGAUAAUUAUGUGCUGAGAGCUAAAAUAAUUAGCAACCUUUCCUACCUGUUCCAAGCAAUGAAUGUUCAUACUGUGUUUGUUUCAUGGUGCACUUUCUCCCUCAAAUAAACAGUUGUGAACAGAA